Molecule: messenger RNA, 831 nt
Organism: Hibiscus syriacus
Lineage: Eukaryota; Viridiplantae; Streptophyta; Magnoliopsida; Malvales; Malvaceae
Product: zinc finger A20 and AN1 domain-containing stress-associated protein 3-like
Exons: 2
Coding region: 311-802 (163 amino acids)
Molecular function (GO): DNA binding; zinc ion binding
Source: RefSeq, a predicted model, not a curated record
UUUCAAUAUAUGUUUUUUAUGGUAAAAUUGGAUUCACACCGUUUAUUUAAUUUUAACACCUAAUAUUUAUUUUAUUUAAUGGAUCCAAAAUAAAGAAGCCCCGAGAAAAGGAAAAAGAAAGCGUGUGGAAUCUUCGGCCAAAUCCCUCCCCUUCCAUUCUUUCUUUUCCUCUCCAACAAAAAAGGGCGAUUCCUUUCCCUUCCCUUUCCUUUCCUCGUUUACUUUUUCUUUCUCCUUUCCCUCUGAUUAUAAGAAGAUUUCGGUUUUGUAUUUUGCUCUGAAACUCUCGUCUCAGGAGAUUGAAAAGGAUAUGGCGGAAGAACACAGAUGUCAAGCACCGCAAUUAUGUGCAAACAACUGCGGUUUCUUUGGAAGCCCAGCGACUCAAAAUCUCUGCUCUAAAUGUUAUCGCGAUCUUCAGCUCAAAGAACAACAAUCUUCCUCUGCCAAACAAGCUUUUAAUCAAACAUUCGUGCCUUCGUCGUCGUCUUCGUUGCCACCUUCAUCAUCGGUAGAAUCUACGUUGCCGGUUUCCUUAGCAGCGGCGAAGGAGGGACCAUCGGCGGGACCGGAGAAAGCGGCGGUGGUGGAGGAGGAGGUCCAGGUGAGACAAAACAGAUGCUUGAGUUGCAAGAAACGCGUGGGGCCCACGGGGUUCAAGUGCAAGUGUGGGAUGGUUUUUUGCGGGAUCCAUAGGUACCCUGAACAACAUGCGUGUACUUUUGAUUUCAAAGGGAUGGGGAAACAACAAAUCGCCAAAGCUAAUCCUCUUAUUAUGGGUGAGAAGCUUCAAAAAAUAUAAAUGAGAAAUUAUUGAAGAAAAAGAAAAGG